Periophthalmus magnuspinnatus is the source of this 1890-nucleotide messenger RNA. RefSeq lists its product as uncharacterized. The transcript has 11 exons. Gene Ontology annotation, molecular function: catalytic activity. NCBI's taxonomy places the organism in Eukaryota, Metazoa, Chordata, Actinopteri, Gobiiformes, Gobiidae. Bases 48 to 1049 code for a protein of 333 amino acids. The record is from RefSeq and is a predicted model, not a curated record.
UGUGUACCUGCACUUGCUCUUCUAAUAACCCACUGUCAGCAGAAGCUAUGGCCAGUUCAAGCAGUGAUGAUGCCAAGAGAGCUAGACAGCUGUUCAUGGAGGACAAUACCUAUUUUAUGGCCUUAGCCCUCCUGUCAGGCCAGAGAAGCACGGACAAAAAGGCUGGUGCCUGUAUUGUAAAGGACAAUAAAGUCAUUGCAGUUGGCUACCACCAAGUGCUCAGUAGCGGUGGUGAUGAGUACAAAUGUCAUUGUGAAUAUCAUGCAGAGAUUGAUGCCAUCAUGAACUGUGCACAUGUUCAUGGCGGCACUAUGUUUGUGACUGAGUUUCCCUGCAAUGAGUGUGUCAAGGUCAUUGUCCAGGCAGGUAUCGUGCGUGUUGUCUAUCUGUCUGAAGACAAUGAAGACAAUGAAGACAAUGGAGACAAUGAAGACAAUAAAGACAAUGAAGACAAUAAAGACAAUAAAGACAAGAUGAAAAAAGACGCUGCAGAGAAAAUGCUCAAAGAAGGAAAUGUUGGCUGCGAGAAGUAUGAAGGCCCAAAGGAUGAUAUUUGUGUUGGAAUCACACACACAUUUGAGGACCCAGAGGAAACAGAGAACAGCAUGAAACAUUUCAUGGCUGUGGCUGUGCUGACUUCAAUGAAAAGCAGAGAUCCCCGCACACAGGUGGGGGCUUGUAUUGUGAGGGACGACAAAGUGAUUGUUGCAGUUGGCCACAACCAGAUGCCCAGAGAUGAGGCUGAGAAGUAUACCUGGGGUCGUGAUAGGAACCAGGAUAAUAAGCAUUUGUAUGUGUGCCAUGCAGAGCUUAAUGCCAUCCUAAGCAGCACUGAUUCAAGAGGCUGCACCAUCUAUGUGACCCAUUUUCCCUGCAAUGAAUGUGCCAAACCCCUCAUUAGAGCAGGUAUAAAAAAGGUCUUCUACAUGUCAAACCCAUACUGGAAGAAUGAUGAGAUAAAAGCCUCCAGGAGAAUGCUUAAAGAAGAAGGCAUUGAACUUGUGUCUUUCAACAAAGUGAAAGAAGACAUUGUUAUCAAAUUUCAUUAGAGGGCACAAACUCUUGGUUCCAAAUACAGCUUUUAUCUGUUCAUGCUGAUUCCAUGCACAGUUGCAAAACAAAAUCUUCUGAGCUGUUAACCUUUUUAAAAUGUUUUCUCCUCAUUAUAUUUACUCUGUUGUAGUUUGAUUGAUUCAUUCAUGUUUCAGCGGGUGUAAAAGAAUGAUUUUAACUGUGUAUAUAAAGCACUAGGGUUACAUGUUAUGUAUAAUUAAUGUGCUGUAUAAUUAACAUUUUCAAACAAUCUGACAUAUCGUAAACUUCCACUUAAAUCAAAACUAAAAACAGUUCACUUUGUUAGGGUUAAAAAAUAAACUAAUAAUACACUUACCAUAGACCACCAUUAUGAAGUCAUUUUGUUGAUCAAUUCACUGAUUCACUUUCAGAAUAAGAUUGUAUUGUUCUUCUGUGCAGGUUGAUUUUAUAGACUUUUAAUAGAUUCUUAGGAUGUGUAUGUUGGGAUAUUGAGAUGGACAAAUAAACUGUAAAAGAAUAAAUAUAAAAACACAUAAAAGCACUAACCUGUGUGUAAAAAGGUUUUGUGUGAAUUCCAGAUUUGUUAGUCAGAUGUUUUACAACAUGUUACAACACAUUUCCAUGUCCUGGUCACUACCUAACUGGGGGAUUUUAUGCAUACAUAAAAAAAAACCUGGAAGACCUAGAGAAAAAAAAAAAAAAAAAAUCAGUAAAGGAUCACACACACUCAAAAGUACUUUCAAGAAUUUUAUUUUUUACCGUAUAAACACUGUACAUAAAUUACUUUCUCUGAGACUAAUAUUGAUGUACGGAUAAGUGGAAUUUCUCAUUUUUCCAAAUAAAAAGGAGAAACCC